This is a messenger RNA of Lymnaea stagnalis (great pond snail), 9282 nucleotides long. NCBI's taxonomy places the organism in Eukaryota, Metazoa, Mollusca, Gastropoda, Lymnaeidae. The record is from the annotation of a GenBank genome assembly.
CGUACGUUUCUUUUUGUCCUACUUCGUAUGCACCGGUAAUAUCCGAUUGUUUUAACUGGACUCGGGAGAAGCGUCGCCACGUCGUUAGUAGAUCUAAAGAAGAAUAAAAGCUAUUCUAAAACUUCAUUUGAGAGUGAUUUUCUGAUAGUUAAGACAGUGUUUUACUCAGAUUCUACACCAUGGUCAGUUUUCUACAUUUAGUUUCUUUGCUUGUGUUCGCCUUGUCGGCGGUAAGCUUAGCAGACGAAGCUGCACAAGAUGCUGGUGCUAACGAAAUUACAGUUGAAGUUAUCGCUCCUCCUCCUGAAGAUUGUGAGAAAAAGAGUAAACGAUAUGACUUGUUAUCCAUGCAUUACGUAGGCACUUUAACAGAUUCCGGUAAACAAUUCGAUUCAAGGUAUGUCUUGGAUAAUAUAAAUACAUUUUAAAUAAAUAUGAAGUCAAAGACAAGCCUAACUUAACACUUAACUAACUAAACUAGAUCUAAAACUAAAUAUUAAACUAAUACUAAUACAUUUAUUAUUAUAUACACUAUAGGCAUAGGUAGGUACUAUUUACUAUUAGACUAUACUACACAACUAUACAAACAGUGUACAGUGCACAUUCUUAAAUCUCAUAUCUUAUUCUUAUAUUAUAUACUACUACUAAUACUACUAUUACUUUCACAUUUUGUGAUAUCUGUACUACUGUACUCUUAGCUUAUUGGUAGUCUAUAAUUACUAGGAUCAGGGCCUAAGCCUUAUAUUUAUGUCACUUAGUCUUGUCUUGUUUUGCCUGUGCAUGUGGUGUAUAAUUUGAAUUUGUAAAUAUACUAAAGAUAUAAUGAAUUGAAUUAAAUUAUAUAUCUAUAAAUUUACUUUCUCCUUGCGAUGGCGUUUCCUGUGGAUGGCAUCUUGCAGUCAUGACCCGUAUCAGGGAUGUUUGCAACCAAGGUGGCGCCAUGUAAAAAUUCUCAAUCUGAUCAAAUGGGGAGGGCAAAUGAAGAGAAUGUUAAAAUUUAAUUUUAAAAAUUUCCUCCUGUACCGACCUAUAAAUUUCAUGGUCGCUGUAGCUACUUUAUUGUAUCCAUUUAGAUAUGUGACCUGCUGUGCCGGUGGCCCCCUUCCUGACAUAAUUUCAGUGGGUACAUGUUCCAUAUACAAUACAAUAAUUAAACCCAUUUUCCAAAAUGCCGGAAAAUUUAAAUAUUAUAAUUAAUCAACCAAUGAAAUUUUAAUUUAAAACAUUACAUCGUAGUUUUAAGGGGGAAAAGUUAACCCUAGUAACAACAAGAAGAUCAACAAAAGAGAUAGAAUCCUAUACCGACAUACGGAGAACGUUAAUUACCCCAUUUAUCAUCUAAACCAGGCCUGCACAACAUACAGCACGGGGGCUGCAUGCCGCCGACUUUGCGGCCCGCAAGUAACAAAAUAUUCUUUAUUUUUAUUAUUUUCUUAAUAGCUUUCCUAUUAUCUUUCAGUCCGCACAAGUUUUUCAUAAUGUAUUACGGCCCACCUUACAUUUUGCGUUGUGCAGACCUGUUCUAGACUACUCUCUAUAUUGUAGGCCAAGGUAUUAUCACUAAAACUAAAUAGGCAUUAACACUUAAAGUAAAAGACUUUAAUCUGCCAUUGAGUAUUAUUGACACUGUGAUUGUCAGUAUUUGUAUUACUAUUAGUAUUAGUGAGGCUUACAUUAUAUGGAUAACUCUUUUGUAAAAAAAAAAGGCAUAAAUGUCAACCUGUAGACUGUAGGUUUUACAGGUACUUUGUACAGUUUUUAAAUGUUUGCCAAGGCAUAUGACCUCACAGGCUUUUUUAGAGUUUUAAACUAGAUUAAGAAAAGAAAAAUAGUUUUGCACAAGAUACGUUAAAAACUGGUUGGGCAAAAAAUUGAACAUUUGACAAGAAGAAUCUUAAAUCAUAUUUGUCAGCACAAAAUGACCAAGUUGAGGAUAAGUAGGCAAUCUAAAUUUAGAAACAGUGCCAUUUCAUUGUUACCGGUAUCAUUCUUUAAUACUAAGACAAUGUCAUUUGGGAGUAACCACUUUGAGUAGUAAACCAUAAUUACAAGUCUGUGUGUGUAAUCCUCAACGAAAACAGCAGUAUUCAUAAGUUUUCUAUUAAUUUACAUUAAAUAAUUAAAUAAAUUAAUAUUAAUAUUGCUAUCAAUCAAUGACUAGAAAUAGUUAUUAUUCCUAUUUUUUUACAGCGGCAUUACUUAAUCCACCUGUUAGUAUUAAAAAUUAGGUUAUAAUAUAAAUUAAAGGUAAACUCAACAAAUUUGUCAAGAGGGACAAACUUUAUUACACUGCGUUAAUUUAAAUAUGGGAAUCUGUAUUACUAAAGCUAGCAUAAUUAAAGAAGAAUUAUUUAAUUACAUCUUAAUUGCUAUCAAUUCAUUAUGUAUCCAUUUUAAUAAAGUUGCUAUUGACCAGUGUCAAAACCCUCAAAAUUAAAAAAAAAAUCUGACAUAAUAAAUGUUACAAGCUAUUUUAAUUUAAAAGAUGUGAUAUAUCCACUUAUAAAUUAUUUUAAGUAAACAUGCUUUUAAAUGUUUUGGCACAAAGAGGAGAUUAUUCUUAAUUUUUUGAUAAAAAAAAAUUUUGAAUAGUAUUUUAAAAAAAAAUUUCUUUGACUUUUUAUUUUAUUCUGCUCAGUUUUUCAUGCUGUUGGACAGUUUUUCAUGCUGUUGGACAGUUUUUCAUGCUGUUGGACAGUUUUUGGGGGAUUUUUUAAAACAGUAUUUUGAUCCCACAGGUUGGCAUGUAUGAAAAGUUGCUCUCCACAUUAGCAUUAGGAGACACCAAACUUGAUAAUCUGCAAAUCACUGAAUAAAUGCUAACUGAAUAGGGCUUGUCAUUUAAUGGCGGAAAUCUAUUAAUAGAACUGAUGUCAUUAUUACUCAUCAUCCGGGUACUCAGCGCGGACAAAAUGUCAACACUGUUCAGUAUUACUAUGUUAGCGAAGUGUCCUUGAAAUUUGUUUACAACUACAACUCUAUUUUACUAAAUAUUUUACAUAUUUUUUUUUACUUCUAUUUUCUGAAAUGCGACUUCAUUGCUUGAACGGCAAAUGUAACAGUAACUGGAGAUACAAGGAUCGUCCGAACGAUAUGCUGAAACACACUAUAAGCUGCCAUUUUUUAAGCAAUAUUUGUCCGCUGACCUUCUAAAGAUAGUACCCUAUGACGUUUCCAGUCUAAGAAAUGACAAAGCCUAUGUUCACUGUACUCUGUAGUCCAAAUUUACCAUCUGAAAUAUUCAUUUUCAAAUCAAAAUUUCACUGGAAAAUAAUAGGAUCAUAUAUAUCCAUAAUGCCUAUAAUUAAAAAUUCAAAGGCCUUGUAGAUACCAUAAACAUAACAUUUUGGUCAGGACAUAAAACUUUAUUAAUGAUUAGUAACCAAGUAAGCUUUGCAUGUCAAUAUUCUGACUAUUAUGGACUACAGUUCAAUCAACUGUGAGUGUACUGAGGCACAGUAGCUUACUUAAAAGUUCACAAAUACUGAACAUAUCAGCAAAAAAAGCUUGCCUGCUAGGAAGCUUGGGCAAGGGUAUUAUUUUCUUGUGUAAUGAAAAGUCCAAAUUUUUUUUUUUUGGAGGCUUCCAAAAAUAUUCUUUUUCAUUUGUUUUGAAAGGAAAGUUAGUAGAAUAUCUCAAUGAAGUACAAAGCUCCCUGUUUGAUUCCAUAAGGGUGUGCUAACUCAUAACAUGAUAACAGCAAUCAUGGGAGCCCGCAGAUGGGGGCAAGGGGGGGCACUUGCCCCACCCCCCCCCCCCCCCUGGAUUGAUUGGAUAAUAAAACUUUAAAAUUUUAGACAAAAAUAGACAAAAAAUGUAUUAAAGUAAAGAGAAAAUAAAGAGAAAGUAACUAAGCUGAUGUCCUGUCCGUUCGUUCACCAUACAAAUACGCUACUGUAAAUUAUACUACAUUAAAACAUUACUAAAAAUUUUGUUGCCCCUCCCCCCUAGAAAGUUAAUCGAUUUUUUUGCGCCCCCCCCCCCUAGAAAGUUUUCUGCGGGCGCCCAUGACAGCAAUGUACAUUAUUUUCAUUUCUGAGGAUAUUGAACAUAAUCCUUAAUCUUUCCUAAAUAAAAUGCAUCAUCUUUCAAAACUACUUAUUAUGGUUGGCCCAUUAUGUCUAGUGCUCGACUUACGACCUAUGCAACUUACGACCAUUCGACUUUACAACCACAAUCACUAGCCAUUCUGUAUUAGAUUUCAGAUUUAUUUCUUCCUCAAUUAUCAUUCAAACAUUAUGAUAUAUAACAAUAAUAAAAGAAAAUUAUGAUAUAAUUGAAUUUGAAUAUUUUUAUAACAUCACACACACACAGUUUUAGAGCAGUGGCUCUUGUGGCAAUAUGCAAUGUAUUAGGUUAAUCAGGAGCAAAGAUAAGAAUCUUAGAUCCCUUGCCAUAAAGAUAAAAUUUAAUUGUGAAAUAGGAUUAGUUAAUUGGUUCAACUUACAUUGACAGCUGAUUUUUAAUACAUACCGUUGUAAAAAUUGGAGCUUUCUCCUAGUGGUCUUUAUCUUACAAGAUAAUUGACCUUGACCAAACUGAUAGGUGAAACUCUUUUUUUCUUAAGAUAAACCUAGAUAGAAAAAGUGUUCAUAUCAAACUCUGGUAGUUAUUUGUUCCCCGUCAUUAUUGAAAUAUAAACAUAAUAUACAAAAUUAAUUUUAGAAAUAAACUAAUCAGUACAUAUUCUAUUCCACUAAUAGCCGUGACAGAGACCAACCAUUUGAAUUUCAACUGGGCACCGGACAAGUUAUCAAAGGCUGGGAUGAAGGUCUCCUAAACAUGUGUGUUGGUGAAAAAAGAAAACUGACCAUUCCAUCCAGCAAAGGUUAUGGCGAGCAAGGUGCCGGUAAGUAUCCUUCCUUGUUAACAUGUCAUAUGUAUGUAAAUCUUAAGUAAAACCCUAAUGUAAGUCAAGUGACGAAAUGAUUUUUACUCAGUUACAUUUUUAACCAUGCUGAGAAACUAUCCACAUGGGACAUUGAUUGUGUCAUCUAAACAUGUCGGUCUGUCUGCCAUUAGUGGCAUUUUGGUCUUGUACAACUUUAAAUCCCAUUUAAAAGGAGAAAUUUAUUUUUAAUUACUUUCCCUGGAUUUAUAUUAUGCUCUUAAAUGAACACUUGUUUGUGUAAUUGAAAAUUUAUCCAUUAGAAUAUUGGGACAUAAAUGUAUUUAAUGCAAUUAAUUUCAAAAUCUGUAGAUUUGUAGUAUUGGCAAAGGAAAUAUUUUCAAAAUAUAUUCAGAUAAUUUCUAACUUUUUUUUGUUUAGGUGAAUUGAUUCCUCCAAAUGCUGGUCUGACAUUUGAAGUUGAGUUGGUUGGUCUUAAAGACGGCACUCCACCACCAAAUGUUUUUAAAGAGAUUGAUGCUGAUGGUGAUAAAUAUCUUUCCCAAGAUGAGGUUUGUUUCUGUUGUAGUGUAUAUGAAAAGACCAUAGAAUACACUUGCCUAAAACAUUUUUGAUUUAAAAACAAAAACAACACAGUAUAGUUUUAAGUUGUAAUGCAGCAAUAGGUUAUUUGUUAUUAGCCAGAUAGAGACUUUUUUGAAAUCUAAUACCAGUAUAUGUUUUAAGUAGCACUGUAUUGGGCUUAUAUAAUAUUUCAUGGGACCAUUUUCAAAAUAUCAGUCUUGAGAUGCAUAACUUGAAGAGAGCAACAAAUUUCCAAUCUCAUUGAAUCAAUUAUUAAAGUGAACAUAUUAAGGAUACAAUUGCUUUUAAGCACCAGACCUUUUUACCUGACGUGUUUACUCUCACGAUUUUGGCAUACAAUGUAUGAUUUUGAGGUUUAUUUUACGAUUAUACACCAAGACCUGUCACAACUGCGAUUUUUAUGAAACUGGUUCAAAAUAUAAUAUACAUUCAGGUAGUUUUUCCAAUUAAAAAAUAAUAAUUAAAAAGUACAUUUUUGUUGCCAGUUUUAACCUUCUUUCUACAUCCAGCAGUGAAUAGAUCAAGAAAUAUGAUUGGGUGGGGACUUAUUACAUUUGCCCCGAGGGGGGAAGGUGGUGGUGUUGAUUCAGGAGAUUUUGUGUACUGGUGUGUGUGGGCGGGGUGUCUAAAUAUUUAAGUCUUUAGCAUAAACACAGCCACAUUUGUUUUAAUGAUAAUGUGGUGAUGGAUUGUAUUGUCAUUUUGUUUGUUUUCAUAAUUAACUCGCAAGACACAGUAAUAUUGGUGUAGUCACCAAGGUCCUUUCGGUACUUUAUGAUGUAAUUUAGGGACAUAAUUAUUUUGUUCGGUUUGCACGUUCACCCAUUAAUAACUAUAGCAAAUACACGUCUGCAAAAAAAAUAAAACGAUAGCAGAUUACAAUAUAAUCGUCUGUCAUCUACUUUUAGCAGUUAAACUUUUUUGAUGCCAGCUUAACUUGAUCCCACUAGACACUGCAAUGCGAGUAGUUAUUCUAUACAUUAUAUAUACUGUAUAAUUAUAUAUUUACAAUUAAGAUACUGUAUUGUACAACUGUGAGAUGAUUUUGUACGAUUUUAGGAGUUUGAGGGUAAGCAGGUCUGUAGCAUGCUUAAUUUCAUUGUAUCUUCUUACCAGGUUAGCUCUUCAUUUUCACAUUGUAAUAAAUGAAUAUCUUGUUUCUUAAGUUGAAUUGUCCUCUAAUGUACACCCCCAGGUGUCAGACUAUUUGAAGAAACAAGUAUCCAAGUCAGGUGACAAGACACAAGAUCAUUCUGAUCAACACAAAGAAAUUAUAAUCCAGAUUUUUAACCAUGAGGAUAAAGAUAAAGACGGACUUAUCUCCCAUGAAGAAUUUAGCGGACCAAAACACGAUGAGCUCUGAGUGUGGAUCUCUUAGUACACUGUUGAUUUGUCUUGCCGUUAAAUAUUGCUGUUCAAAAUAUUUGGUCUUAAUCUGAUGAUGGCACCAAAAGUUUUUCUAUAGUGUGAAAUUGUGUUACACUGUACACAUUUUUUGGUCAUGUUAUUUGUGUUUAAUUUUUGUAUUUUAAUAUUUGGUUUAGGGUGUGCUGUGGUUUUAUUGUACUAGUAUGUUUUCCAUCAAUGUUAAUUGUGUUCCUCAAAGAAAUGCUCAUUUUUCUUGGAAGUUUCAGAUUUUUUAGUGCUCAAUUUUCAUAGUUAAAUAUUCUUUACUUAUAUACACUUAUUUGAAAAGCGAACAUCAAACAGAUUAAAUAUAAAAAAAUAAUUGCUCUGCUUGCUUUCUUAUUGUUUCAGUCAUCAGCCCCCCGUUUUCCCUGGUAUGUUUUCGGUCAAUUAUUCAAUAAAUGAUAAAUGACCAUUAAAAAGUUUCUCUCAAAUUUUUUUUACAAUUGGCUGUUAUGAAUGGUUGCUUUGAUUAUUAAUUAAAGCCACUAACAUUACAGCCACUAACACAGCUGAAAUAACAGACAUUAAGAAACAAAGCUCAGUUCUCAGCAUUAUUAUUUUUAGGAGCAUUUCAUUUGCUAUGCAAGUGAUAAGUGUAACAUUUUGCUUGCCAUGCAAGCAAAUCAGUAGCCUUUAAAUAUGCAUAUUUUUUAAAAGAUAAAUUAUCAUAAUUGCAAACACUGCUGUGUAACAACUUUCAGAAAACAGGUGUAUUUUGUUAGUUUAAAGAAAAUUGUUUAGAAUUUGAUAUAUGUUGACCACAAACUUGACUCCAAAGUUAUAUGAGAUUAUAUUGCUAUAAUGUCUAAUAAAUUGUGCCUUUUAUGCCUCCGCACCUAAUAAGAAUUUGCAAUAUUAUUCUUUAAGACAGGAUAUUUUUGUUUCUCUUUGUAAAUUAUAUAAUCAAAAUUUUGCUUACAUAUUGUUUUUGGUUUUUUUACCAGUCAUUAAGUAAAUGAGAAUCUGACAGGUAUAAACUUGUGCAUAGUUAUUAACCGCAUUAACUUGUAUUAUUCAUUUUGGGAGUGAACUCAUUUUCAGUAUAAGUAAGUAUAAAGAUAAACAGUGAUUAUUGUGAAGCCACUCUUGUAAUAAAUGAACAGGUUUUCAUUUCAAAGUCCUCAACUGGUCAAACUUUACUGCUACUUUAAUUUAAUCUGGAAAAUAUAAAAUUAUUGUUAACCAUUUAUCAUUCUUUUAAAAGUUUCUGUAAUUCCUUCAAACAUGGCAUUUCCAACAAUUUUACUAAAAGAAUAAUGACCUCGUUGUGUUUUUUACCAGCAUUUUAAGUUUUAGAUUUCUGUUUACAUGAGGCAAAAUACCUUUGAAUGUUCUAAAAUUAAGCUUUUCUCUUCUGGCUAGGUUCAACAUUGAAUUUUUAUCUUAUACAUCAUGGACAGUAUUCUAUAAUGGCUUAAAAAUGUUUAUGGCUGCUGCACUUUACAAAUAAAAAACAUUGUGUUAUUAUAUGAGAAAGCAUACAACCUUAUUCAUUAAAAUGCUCUAUUUUUAUUGUUGAUAUUGUUUUAGAAUAUAAUUGAAGCACUUAUAUUUAACUUCUUCCAUUGGUGAAUAGUGUUGCAUUUAGUAUAUAUUUAUUGGUAACAUAAUUUAUUAUUUAAAGAAAUUCUGUAAACGAUUUUUUUUUUGUGUAAAUGAUUCUUAAACAAUGUAUAAGUAUAAAUAAAGCAGUGGUGCUUUAUUUAUCAUGCCUUUGUACUGUUAAAUUACCAGCAAGUUGUCCUAGGUUAAUUGCUUGUGCCCAUUUUAAGUACUUUAAAUUGUGUGCAACAAGAAUCUCAAUAAUUAAAUGAUAGAAAAAUUUCAUAAAUACAUAUUAUAGACAAACAAAUCGCAACUGGUAUUUAUUUAUUGUCCUAUGUACCAUAUACUUUUGUGUGUUAAGUGAUUUUAAUGUUAAUAACAUUAUAUCUGUUUUUAAGUGUUGAUGUAGGUGAAACAUUCCAUUGUAUCAGGGUAAACACCUCAUUUUCAUCAACAUACAGAAACAUUAGAAAUGGACUGAAAUAAAACAAAUUUGCUGCUGGAGGUAUUGUGUCUAUGUAGGUACCAUACAUCUGCAUGCACAUACUUUUAUAUCCCAUAAAGUACUAUGUUAAACAAUAAUUUUUAAAAUAUAUAAUUUGAAAUGAAGAAUUAAAAUACAUAUAAAAUAAAGUAAAUUUUUAGUUUUACUUUUUUUUUUUUUUAUGUUCAUAAUUGGAAAAAAUUAGGAUUUUGUAGCUUAAAACUGCUGAAAAGUGUAAUGAUAAUUAAAAUACUGAGUUUUGAUAAGAUACUAUUACAUACAUUUACUUUGGACACUAUUAUUUCAUAAGACACUUUGGAGACUAUUACAUUACAAUAUUAAAGUCUCAAUUAAAACAUCAAAGAAACAACUGAAAUUGCACAAAUGAAAUGAUCACCAAAGGGAGCAA